CCACUUUAGGAUUAGACUAAGCUUUUCAGGGAAGUAGGUCUGGCCGCCCUGGGGCAAAGGACCCCAUAAGGCGGGGCAAUUUCGUGAGCUGCGCUUUUCAGCUUCUAUCGGCGCUUUUGGCAUUUUUGGCAUUUUAGCAUUUUCACAUCUGAUCGUACUUUUAUUAUAUUAUUACUAUUAAUAUUUUACCUUUGUACGUUCUAGGUAAUUUCUAGACUCUUUCCCGCCUUGCCGGUAUUGUCCGAUUCCGAUUCCAUUAACCCAAUUCGUUGCCUUUCCGCUACCUCUUUACAUUGGCCUUAGGUACCUUGGAGUACCUUGGACAAACCAAUUCCUCGAACUAGCAGAAGUCAAAUCAUGACGGCGAAGACGCUUCGCCUACGACAUCCGACUUGAGAAUGGGGUAAAACAUGCUUGGUGGGCUGCGCCGAGUUUGUUCAAAGGCAUUAUAGCAGCAUCGUCACCAAGCAGCAGCAGACAGACUAUAUACGAAAGGCAUAAUCAUGAUGGACCCCGCCUCCGUAUCUUUUCCACAACCGCCGCCGCCGCCGCCGCCGCCGCCGCCACCACCACCACAGCAGCAUCAGCAGCAGCACCAACAGCAAACGUCUCAACCACCUCCUCCAGGAACCGAGGCUCCGCUGUCGCACGAACUUCGUCGUCAUCAUAAUCAUCACCCUCAACAGUCGCAUCACUUCCGUGUCUCAACCUUCUCGUCGCAUACGAGCAUCGAUCUAUCCGCUCUCGAUCCUACCGAUACUGUUUUCCAACAACACCUCCAACGCCUACAAGCCGUACCUGCUAUACCCGCUAUACCCGUCAUCCCGAGCGACUAUACUUCGCACGUCCAAGAUAGUUUCGAUAGCGAGCCAAAUGCGGUUCACAUGCUCCAGCGCUCCCAUAAAGAAACAACCUCCGACAUCCGCCGAACUCCACAUCAACACCAUGCCUCUCUCCCUCCAUCGUCGCACUCGGCACCGCCUGCCUCGGGUCAAUUCGGCAUCCUAACACACAAUGGCAUGUCUCCAAAUGCUAUUCUCCAGCUUCAACAAGACGAGGAUAUCUUUAUCCAAGCGGCGCAAGUCAAUUCCUCAGCUGCUGAAGCCUCUGAACCGAGACCCCAUGGCCAAUUGGUCAAUAGGAUAGUCGUCGACCCACCCGAUCUUCAAGCUUGGCGCGAGAAGCUAUUCAAUGUCGACGAUACAAUUAUCUUGACCAAUGACCAAUUCGAGACGUAUUUCCCCCAUAUCGAUAAUGUUUACUCGCAUCGUUCCACGCAAAAGUACAAGCGCAAACCUUUUAUAUCGCAUUACUGGGAUUGUCGAAUGAAGGGACGGCCACCGGGGACGCCCAAAUCGGAUGACCCUUCCAAGAAGAAGCGCAAGCGGAGUGCGCGCGAGAGAGAUCUAUGCGAUGUCAAAAUCAAGAUUACCGAAUACUUUCCGGGAGCGACGAUGUUACCCGGUGACGGGGACUCGAACCUCAAUUUAGCUCCGCCGAGUGUUUACCAAUCUCCACAACAGCCCAUGUUUAACGACGGCCUACCACCACGGCCCAUAGAUGCUCAUCUCAACGGAGAGAAAUUCUGGACAAUACAAAGAGUCAAUGGAAAUGGCGGGAACGGUAAGGGCGACGGCGUCGCUGGUCCUCACAAGCAUAGCCUAGAGAAGAGCGAUGAGAUCAAGAAGUCAACCGUACAGAGGUAUGUUGCCGCGCAAGAGAAAGAAGCAAAGAAGAUUCAGAAGCCUCUACCUAGGAGGAUGUCAGGAGCCGCACUUGCAACCGCGAAAAAGCACUCGAAGGAGCACGAAUUAAAACUCUAUGCUGCUUGCUUUUGCCCCUUUUCACAGAGAGUGUGGAUUGCUCUGGAAGCGAAGGGUAUGCAAUAUCAAUAUUGCGAGACAGACCCAUUUAAGCGCCCUACCCAAUUGCUAGAAGCAAACCCGCGAGGCCUAGUUCCAGCUAUUCGUGAAGGCGACUGGGCCAGCGGUGAGAGUGCCGUCAUAUUGGAAUACCUUGAGGACCAUAACCAAACGGUGCCCCUUUCUCCCACGGACCCUAGGUUAAAGGCAAACUGUAGACUAUGGAUCGACCAUAUCAACGCAAGGAUAGUUCCGGCUUUCUUCGCUCUCGCGAAGGCUACCGAUUUCACAAAGCAAUCAGAAUACGCAGAGAGGCUCCGGAGUGAGAUAACAGCCCUUGUUCAAGCUGCUAAUGAUAGGGGGCCAUACUUCCUGGGAGAAGACUUAUGCCUUGUAGACAUCCAUUUUGCUCCCUUCGUCCUUCGGAUGUCCCGCAUACUCCGAGAGCUCCGUAACUGGGGCGAUCCCGUGCCGGGAACGCGUUGGCAACAGUGGACUGAGGCCCUCGAGCAGAAUCCACAUGUCCAGGCUACAACUAGCCAGAAGGAGCUCUAUAUCGAGACCUUGGACCUGUUUCUUAAUAGCCGUCAACCCUAUAGAGAGCAAUUCGGAUCGUAAUAUAAUAAUGGGAUAUAUCAUCAUCGUCGUCGUCGCUACAUACGCUUCUGCAUACAUAUUGGGUACUUAUAUACGCGCAUAAAUACGAGGGGUUGUUACCGGAUUCGAGGAGUAUAUACGGUAUAUACCAUAUCAUGCCUACCAUGCGCAACAGGACCGGACAACCCGCUCAGGCUUGUUCUUCUUCUUCUUUUUACAUUUUUUAUCUCCCAAUUUUUUUCCUACCUUCCCCUUUGCAGGACGGAGCUGAUCCCGAGCACUUCAAAAAGGGGUAACAUAGGAUCGGAGUUCGAGUGAGUGGUCUAGAUCAUCCCCGUUUUGGGGAGCCAGACUUUGUUAGGUUAGGUACCUACAUAGUAGGUCGUACAUAUUGCAUGGUCAUGGUCAUAUUCAGCGCAUACAUACAUUAAGCCAGGGGUGGGUGGGCAGGUGGACCUGGAAAAGUGUGCAUAGAAGUUUUGUUUACUGCUAGUUGUCGUACAUUCUUUAUAGGAGCAAUACAUAUAUAUAUAUAU
Molecule: messenger RNA, 2995 nt
Organism: Daldinia vernicosa
Lineage: Eukaryota; Fungi; Ascomycota; Sordariomycetes; Xylariales; Hypoxylaceae
Exons: 7
Coding region: 504-2480 (658 amino acids)
Cellular component (GO): cytoplasm
Source: RefSeq, a predicted model, not a curated record